Messenger RNA from Paramuricea clavata, 1222 nucleotides. The record is from the annotation of a GenBank genome assembly. NCBI's taxonomy places the organism in Eukaryota, Metazoa, Cnidaria, Anthozoa, Malacalcyonacea, Plexauridae.
AUGCCUGUAAAGUGUGGAUCACUAGAUAUUGCCAAGUACUUAGUUGAGCACGGUGCUAAUGUAAAUAGUAAUGGUCGGUUGUGCAUACUUCGCAGUGCAGUAGAAUGCGGAUCACUAGAUAUUGUGAAGUAUUUUGUCGAGCAUGGUACAGAAGUAAAUGGUAAAUAUUUGUGUGGCAAAACGACUAUUCGUGAAGCUGUAAAAUGUGGACACUGGAUAUUGUCAAGUAUUUAGUUGAACAUGGCGCGGAAGAGAAUGGUAAAAAUGAGUGGUUCACCACAGUUCUUCAGUGUGCAGUAAAGAGUGGAUCACAAGAGGUUGUCAAGUAUAUAGUUGAGCAUGGCGCACAAGUAAAUGUGGGAACCUUUUCGUCGCUGUGCUGCGGAAAGCGGAUUUCCGGAUAUUUUGAAACAUUUAAUUGCGCAUGGUGCUGAAUUACACAGUAAAAUUUUCUGCCCCUUAAUAGUGAAUAGCAAAGAUGAGUGGGGUAUACCAAUUUUUCACAAUGCUGUAGAGGGUGCAUCGCUGGAAAUUGUCAAGUAUUUAGUUGAACAUGGUGCUGAAGUAAAUGCCAAAUAUAUGUUGGGCGAAAUAGCUCUCUCCAAAGCUCUCAAAUUCAAAUCACUAGAGAUUUUUAAGUAUUUAGUUGAUCAUGGUGCUGAAGUAAGUAAUCAGGAUACGAAAGGGAAAACGGCUCUUCACAUUGCUGUCGAGUAUGGAUCACUACACAUUGUCAAGUGUCCAGUUGAGUGUGGCGCUGAGGUCAAUUGUCAAGACAUUCGCCGCGAAACAAUUCUUCACAGCGCUAUAAAGCAUAGAUAUUUUUGACAUUACGAAAUGUUUAGUUCAAACUGGUGCGGAUAUCAACUGUACAGAUCCUGCCGGCAGGACAGCUGUUGAACUCGCUGUGUGGUUAAACGAUAUAGAACGUGUACAAUAUUUAGUUGAACAUGGUGGUGAUGUGCAUUCUAAAAGUAUGCUCGGAAACGAAUCGGUUCAACCCUGUCCUGUAGAGCUUCAAUCAGGAGACAUGUUAAAAUAUGGUUUUCCAAAUACAUAUUUUGAGGAAUAUAAAGGGAAGUUUGAUCUUGGUAUCGACAUUCUAGAGAUGGCUGUAGUCCAUUAUUUGAUUGAUUUGGCACAGCUUCUGAUAGAAAAGUACAUUGAUGUGAGGCGAGUCGAAAAAAUUCUGAUUGAGAAAGCAAAAAAAGACUCUCGUUGA